This is a messenger RNA of Scleropages formosus (Asian bonytongue), 2379 nucleotides long. It is a transcript of the gene foxd5, whose product is annotated as forkhead box D5. The record is from RefSeq and is a predicted model, not a curated record. The transcript has a single exon. Gene Ontology annotation, biological process: regulation of transcription by RNA polymerase II; anatomical structure morphogenesis; cell differentiation. Lineage: Eukaryota; Metazoa; Chordata; Actinopteri; Osteoglossiformes; Osteoglossidae. Gene Ontology annotation, molecular function: DNA-binding transcription factor activity, RNA polymerase II-specific; RNA polymerase II cis-regulatory region sequence-specific DNA binding. The coding region runs from base 1306 to 2262 and encodes 318 amino acids.
UUUUUUUAAAAAAAUAUUUAGAAUGCAUUUAAACAGUUCAUUCAGGAAAAUGGGAAAGACAUUAUGACGUGUACCUUAGUUUAUAAUGUGUAUAUUUUAAAUUCUUUUACAUGUGAGGAUAUUGGAAGCAGCCCUGUCUCUGUGGAUCAAUGCGCGUCGCAGGGCUUAGGAUUUUCUCAGACCUUCCCGUUAUUUACUAAACACACUCUGGCUGUGCCGUUUCCUAUUUGAUUCUGAUGUUUAUAGCGCCCUUUACAGAGGUAGAAAUGACUCUUUCACGAAUGCCGGCGGGGGGCCGCGUCCCACAGCCGUUUCCAUGGCGUCGGUCCGUCCGCCAACAGAACAGAACAGAACUGAGCUUCAGUUUCACUGCGGCGACGCGCUCCUACAAGGCGACCCUGCGUCUGCGCUGUUUCAGAUGAAACAAGUUCAUUGGCACUUUUAAAUAUAUGUAAAUAUGUCAUUUAUAUGGAAAUUUGUGCGCUGUAAAACAAAUACAUUUUUAGUUAAUAGAAGAUAAAAAUAAUGCUAAAGUAUCAUGAAAAUCGCACGGAGAUAAAAUUUAAUGACGUCCCAGACACACUCAAGUCCGAACUUUAAUAACCAGAGAAUUUUUAUUUCUGUUUGACGUUUCCUCUGUUGCACGGCAUUGAUCAUCUUGUAAGAAUGUCACUAAUGUCCCCGAUCGUUUUUUUUAAUCCUAAAAAUUUAAUAGUUGCAAUAUGAAGUAGAUGUUUGCGGAAAAUAUCUGUGAUUCCACCUGCGUGCUAGUGAAAAAGAACAAUUCGAUUUUGCAUGUUUUAGAUAUCUAGGCUGUAAAUUUAUCUUUAUUAAAUCAAAUUAACCUUAAAAAGUCCAAUGUUUGGGCCAAUAUCUCAAGACCUUCCUUGAAGGACUGCUGUAUUGUAAAUAAAAGGCUCAGGUGCCUUAAUGCCUUUUAGGACAUCACGUUGGUGAUCUUAACCUGAAUUUUUAAAAAAACCGAAUUAAUAUGACGUAUUCGCGACUUCUUCUGAUUAAUAUUAAUUAGUAACUGUUUUCUCGGUACUUUGUGUUCCCCACCUGCGAGACUGUCAAUCCCCCGUGGAGACGGGCCACUGCGAUAGGCUCCCCGUCAAUGGGACAGUGAGGGUGCGUUGACCCCCCCCCCCAUAAAAACCCGAAAUGACCACAAUCUGACCAGUCAUCACAACCCGAGCGCAACUCGUUACUCGGUGAGGACAAGGGCCUACAGCUUCUUCACCUCGCCUUCUUUCUUUUUUUCUUUUAUCCUUAACUGUCGCUUUUACAAAGUACUGUGUGAUUAUGACCUUAUCCAAGGGUUAUCAAGUCGUCCAACAGCGAGCAGCAGAGUCGCCCGAAGAGGAGGAAAUAGACAUUGUCGGGGAGGACGAGCAGCACACGGCGGAGGUGUCCGCAGAGCCCGGCUCAGGAGCGGACCUUUGCGAAGCCCAUCGCUCUGCGGAGGAGGGUGAGGCCCCUGUGUGUGUGUCGGGCAGACUGUGUAAAAACGCGGUGAAGCCGCCGUACUCGUACAUCGCGCUCAUCACCAUGGCCAUCCUGCAGAGCCCACAGAAGAAACUGACCCUCAGCGGCAUCUGCGACUUCAUCAGCAGCAAAUUCCCUUAUUACCGCGAGAAGUUCCCCGCGUGGCAGAACUCCAUCCGACACAACCUGUCCCUCAACGACUGCUUCGUGAAGAUCCCCAGGGAGCCCGGCAACCCGGGCAAAGGCAACUACUGGUCCCUGGACCCCGCCUCCGAGGACAUGUUCGACAACGGCAGCUUUCUCCGCAGAAGGAAGCGCUUCAAAAGGAGUCAGGCCGACUGUGGCAAAGACGCGUUCAUGUUCUACCCGAGUGUGAGCUGCUUCCCGCCGUACGGCCCAGCAGCUUACUGUGCGCAGGGUGCGAGCUGCCUGCCCUUCCAGGAAGGGGCUGUGAUCCCCCCUUCCGCCUCUUUUCAGCAUCACGCCGGGCUGCGGAGCUGCAAGGCCUCGGGGCCCAAGAGCUUCCAGGUGCAGCUGUACGGCGGCCCACCGGUGCCCCGCGCUACCGCGCGCGCUCCGCGCGACAAAUGUUCCUUCAGUAUCGACAGCAUCAUGGGAGUGCAGUCCUCCAGCGCGCAGAGCCAGAGUGAGAGCCUCGAGGCUCCGACCACCUACUUCGUACAGAGCAUGUUCUCCGCUCCCGGAAUUCCCUUCAGCGCGACUCCCUUCAUGUCGAAGCCUCCCAGCGGGGGUUCCACCCAUCAGAGCCCCUAGAGCUGACAGGGACUCUGUGUGUGUGUGUGUGUGUGUGUGUGUGUGUGUGUGUGUGCGCGCGUGCUCGUGUGCUCGUUAUUGACCAGAGAAGUACCGGCGACACGCGCUACAUGAAUG